AAAGCGCCUUGAAUGGAGUGUCCAGAAAAGCGCUAUAUAAGUGGCUGGAAGCCAGUGUCCGUCAAUAUCAUGGAAAGCCCAGUGAUGGAAAACCCAGUGCAACCACAACACAUUCUGGACCUCUGGGCCAUUGUCCUGGUCAUUCUGGCCACGAUUGUGGUUAUGACCUCCCUGUUACUGUGUCCGGCGGUGUCCGUUAUAAUCUACAGGAUUCGGACUAACCCAAGCAGAAAUGAGAUUGAAUGACUCCGGCAUGAAUGAACAGUCCUUCUUCUGCAGAACAACGCCAAAAAGUUCCACAUGCUGUUUGUUCACAGAACAUGUGAGUCUGACGCAAGCAUGCAAGAGCCUUGAAAGGGAUCUUCCAGACUGCUGCAAGAAUUUUGCACACCAUAUAAGAGGAUCGUAGUCAUUCGAAAAAAGGCAUCCUUUCUUCCUGCAAUAAGAUAGGACGUACACACUGGUGGUUUACCUCUAGGUUUUGUUUCUACUCACAACUACAUGAUUAAUCCUACAUGAUUGCUUCAGGAAGAUGAACUUAAGUGCCUGCUAAUAAGAUUUUGUCUGGUGAAUGCUAAGACCUCACUGCUUCAAUUGAACUGUGCUGGGAUACACAGUUUAUUCUAAAGGGGUUCUCGAGUCAAGGGACAGUGCAAGGUAUGAAGAAGAAGUUGUUUUUGGCAUAUGAAUGGGAUACAUUUCCAUCCCAAACCAAAGAACACUUUGUUUCUGUCCGAACUGAGAGAGAUGGUUAUGUUAUGCUAUUUUUGUAAAGUUACGGUACAAACAGUAUUACAAAUGCUUAUAAAGCAGACCAUUUGCUAUCAAAAAGCAGUCUUUACAGUAAAGUUACAGUACAAACAGCAUUAAAAAUGCUUAUAAUGCAGGACAUUUGCUUUUAAACUGCAGUCUUUACGGUCUUUUAUAUUUUAUUAUUAGAUGUACAGGCGAUGGAGGAAAUUAUAUGAAACUGACAAUAUAAACUAUUAAAUAUGAUCGAUUCUAUGGAAUAUUUCACAAAAAGAAGAGUAAACAAGAACAAAAAAUGUUUGCCAGUGCACUGUAUUCCAGCCAGCUGCGGGAAGCAAGGUACUAUAAAGGGUACUGAAGUGAGCAAUUAAUUGCCAAGAUGGCUUCAUGCUGUUUACAUAAGAAACGUGUUUUUCCCCACUAUCUCUGUUGUUUUGCCAGUUUUCUGUUCUGUGGGCAAGUGCACAAUACCCUUGUCCUCUUAAUUCACAAUCUGCCAGUCAGUUGUGCACAAGGUCAAAGAUAUCUAAUAAAUGCAACUUUUGGAUUGAUUUGUUGGUGAGCUGUCAGGCUUCGAAUUGAACAGAAUAAAUCUGGUAACCAAAAAAAAACUAUUAUUAAAUGAAAUGUCACUUGUACUAAACGGCAGUCUUAGUUUCUACCCCUACUACAGUUUCAGUCACUGUAAGAAAAGCAAAACCUUACAGUGCACAAUCAAAUGUGUAACUCUUGUGCUUUUAACUUGUGUAGUUACACAUAUGCUUGUUCCUGCUUUUGGCAUCUUCGAAAACACAGUGCUGUGUGACAAGGUCUUUUUCCUCCAGAGUCUCUCACAGGAAGCCUCUGCACUCUGUUUAUACCAUACAUACAGUACUGCUGAUAAGCUCUGUAAACAGGAAGCAAGUGUUUACAGUAUCUUACACAGUACAAUAAACAUCUUCCUCAAACCCUGUCUCUGUCAAUCACAGAUACUUUUGAUAUGAUAAUAAUGGUAUUUUGCCUCUUUAUAAAUGCAUACUCACUAGAUGCAGUUUUUAAUGUACCAUACAGUUGUGUCAAAGAUAAAACACAUACUGAAAAACACAACUUUAACAUGAAGGGUAAAAGACACCUCAGUAGAGAGUAAAGAGCAUAACACCUUUUCUGAAGAUUGUCUUACCCAUUAUUGUAAUAGCAGGAAUGGAGAAUAAGGGGAUUAAGUAUUGACCUACUGUAGGUAUAGUUAGGAAAUGAUACAGCUCUUUGCAGUUUUGACUUCUCCCCAAACAGCCUGCAGUAAAUCCUGAUUGCACAAUAUGAUGACACAAAUUUACUUGUCUGCCUCAAGGGUUCAUGUCAGGUGCUUUCAUUUCAGGACUUCAUGCUGGUGUCCCGCUACAAUAAAUAAAUAUCAGCCUACCCUUUCUCAACAAGCUGUAGUCAUUAAUUAGUCAAUUUUCUGUAUUAUCGAUUAAAUUGUGCUCUUUGUUGUCAAAAUAAAUGGACAAGGACAGAUAGCUGAUAGAUAAAUGUAUUUGCAUAAAUUCACCAUGCUGCAGCUUGUUAUAGCAUGUCAUUCAAAUGCAAGAUUGUGCAAGGAACGUGUGAUACAUUCAUUCUUUUAUUCUGUUUUGUGUAUAUGUGUAAGCACUGUGAAUGAAAAUCCAGAACAAAAGAAAGUGUUAAAAGAAUGGUUUAUCUGAUUCAAAAGUAGGAUGCAAUAUACUGUAUUCUUCCUAAA
Molecule: messenger RNA, 2470 nt
Organism: Lepisosteus oculatus (spotted gar)
Lineage: Eukaryota; Metazoa; Chordata; Actinopteri; Semionotiformes; Lepisosteidae
Source: RefSeq, a predicted model, not a curated record